AUUCCGGAAGAAUGGUGAAGGUCAUCCCCUCGAGGAACACAGCCGCGGCCGCCGCUCUGGCCCCAACCCUAGCUAGAGCUCCGGAACCUUCUCCCUGGAGGGCCUCGCGGGACUGAUCCAGGAGUCCACGGGGUGCGCGAUGCCACCAGGGGGAGGAGAAGCAAGCCAGCAUGGCCGCACGGGGAAGGAGCAGAGCGAUCCGCCGGAGAUCCGCCGCCGCGACGACUCCCGUCCCGCGCCGCCGUUCCCCGUCGUAGCUUCUCAGAAGAGGAGGCAGACGCAGCCGGCGUCGGAGGUGGUGAGCGUCCCCGAGGGCCCCCUCGUCGAGAUCCUGGCGCGGCUGCCGUACCGGUCGCUCUGCCGAUUCAAGUGCGUCUCCAAGCAGUGGCGCGUCCUCUGCUCCGACCCCAGCAUCGUCAAGAGGGCGACGCAGACCCUCUCCGGAUUCUUCCAAUACGGCCCGGCCGGCAGCCUCCGCUUCAGCAAUCUGUCCGGCGGACGUCCGCUGGUCGACGCUUCGCUCCCUUUCCUGCGCCCGAGAUACCAAAGGAUCAAUAUCGAGCAAUGCUCCACCAGCCUUCUCCUCUGCAAAUGCUGGAAACUGGAAUCGGAAAAGGACAAAUUCGAUUUCAUCGUGUGCAAUCCGAUGACCCAACAGUGGACCGUGCUGCCUCCUAUUGAAUGGCUGGACCAAGACAACGGAGAACCCGAAAGUUUCGAGCUGAGUUAUCCCUUCCUGGUUUUCGACCCGUCCGUUCCGUCUCGUUUCGUCGUGUUUGCGCCCCUCUGGGAGUCGAUCGACGUUGUGCCGAUAUACUCAUGGGAAACCGGACAAUGGACUCCCAGCAGGGGGUGGGGACACAGACGGCAUGGUGCCGUUAGCGCCGAAUGUGUCUUCCUGAAUGGCAUGAUCCAUUUCUUACAUUUGCUUUUCCAUGGAACUUUCAUAACUAUACUAGACCUUGAGGGGGAGGUUUGCCGGAAAAUUACUUGCCCGGAUGGAAUGCAAGGGGCAACAACGCCUGGUUAUGGUUCGGUGGGGUGCUCUCAGGGACUCCUUCAUGCUUGGUAUAUGGAUCCUCAUGAUUACCAGCUCUCCGUGUGGGUGCUCAAGGAUUAUUAUGCUACUGAAGAAGAGUGGACCCUAAAGCAUACCGUCGACGUUCCAAAACUGUUUGAAGAAACGGAAUCCGACCAAGAAGAGGAUUAUCAUCGCCAAGAGGAUGGGUCCUGUAAGUAUCAGAUGUUUGCAAUUCAUCCAGAAUACAACGUGAUUUUCAUUACUGACUGGAAGCUGGUGAGUCUGUCAUACGACAUGGACAGCGGGCGAGUGCAUCCCAUGUGCACUUCUGCAGAUUUCUUUGGUGCUCUACCUUUUAUUCCUUGCUUUGCGGAUUUGGCUCACGGAUGAUCACUAACGCCUUUGAAAAAAUCGCUCUUCUAGUUCCGUGGCACUGGUUUGGCUGCAGCCGUUUUGUGGCGUUGAACAAUGUUGGUCACCGGUAGACAUUUUGUAAGCGCCAACAGAUCCAGCGGGUAAUGCUUGCUUAGUUGUAUGAAUGACUUGGCCACCUAAAUAUAUUUGUGUUUUAUGUAAUACUGAUUAAUGUGGUCACUUGUU
Triticum aestivum (bread wheat) is the source of this 1621-nucleotide messenger RNA. RefSeq names its product F-box protein At5g49610. NCBI's taxonomy places the organism in Eukaryota, Viridiplantae, Streptophyta, Magnoliopsida, Poales, Poaceae. Gene Ontology annotation, molecular function: protein binding. The record is from RefSeq and is a predicted model, not a curated record. The transcript is spliced from 2 exons. Bases 140 to 1411 code for a protein of 423 amino acids.